Phyllostomus discolor (pale spear-nosed bat) is the source of this 3396-nucleotide messenger RNA. RefSeq names its product methionine sulfoxide reductase B3 (gene MSRB3). The transcript has 7 exons. NCBI's taxonomy places the organism in Eukaryota, Metazoa, Chordata, Mammalia, Chiroptera, Phyllostomidae. Gene Ontology annotation, biological process: protein repair; response to oxidative stress. The record is from RefSeq and is a predicted model, not a curated record. Gene Ontology annotation, molecular function: peptide-methionine (R)-S-oxide reductase activity. The coding region runs from base 403 to 954 and encodes 183 amino acids. Gene Ontology annotation, cellular component: cytoplasm.
CUGCCGGAGGCAGGGGAGGGGACGCCCCCUGCGGCUCGGGAGGGCGCUGGGGCUCCCGGCGGGGCCCCUGGAGCCUCCUGCUCCGCGCAGGUCAGCUCCGCUGAGGUGGCCGCUCAGAUAACGGGCCCGGGUGCGUGGGAACGUGCCAGCCAGGCCCGCCCCUCCCGCCGCGCGUCCGGGAGGGCCGUGGGGCGCCGGCGGCGCGGGGGGCACGGGAUCCGCGGGCAGGAGCCGAGGAGGUGCGCACCCCACGGCGCACCCACCGCCUGCGCGUCGCCUCUGCCGCGCCGCUGGCUCAGGGCCGGCUGGUAUUUAAUAGGCCAGGACCUAACAAAACCCGGAGUUUGCCAGCUCUUGCCCCUGUUCUUUGCCUCUCGUUUUGUUGGGGAAGAUAUCACAGUGAUGUCUGCAUUCAACCUGCUGCAUUUGAUGACAAAGAGCCAGCCAGUGUCCCUGCGAGCCUGUGGGCUUCCCUCAGGGUCAUGUAGGGAUAAAAAGAACUGUAAGGUGGUCUUUUCCCAGCAGGAACUGAGGAAGCGGCUAACACCCCUGCAGUACCAUGUCACUCAGGAGAAAGGGACCGAAAGUGCCUUCGAAGGAGCAUAUACGAAUCACAAAGAUCCUGGAAUCUAUAAAUGCGUUGUUUGUGGAGCUCCAUUGUUCAAGUCAGAAACCAAAUUUGACUCUGGCUCAGGCUGGCCUUCCUUCUAUGAUGUGAUCAGUUCGGAUGCUAUCACAUUUACAGAUGACUUUUCCUACGGGAUGCACAGGGUGGAAACAAGCUGCUCUCAGUGUGGAGCUCACCUUGGGCACAUUUUUGAUGACGGACCCCGUCCAACUGGCAAAAGAUACUGCAUAAACUCGGCUUCCUUGUCCUUCAUACCUGCAGACGGCAGCAGCGGUGCGACAGGGGGCGGGGGCAGCCCAGCCCAGGCGGACAAAACGGAGCUGUAGGGGCCAGGGAGUGAUGGAAACAAGUGUACUUAACACACAGCUAAUUAACAGAAUUCAGAAGUGUCUAUCCUAGAUAUAUUUUUUCAAAAGAAUAUAAGGGCAGUUUUGUGCUAUUGAUAUAUUUCUUCUUUUGCUUAAACAGAGGCUCUGGCCACUGAUGUAUUUUGCUAUUGACUAGAUCUGGAACUGUUUAUAACUUUAGCGAGCAGAGAUAGCUUUGUAAAACUUCUCUAUAAGCCAGUUAAGCACCACUUGGCAUUAUUUUCUUCACGCACAUAGCUUCUUUUGAGAUCCCUCCACCCCCUCCUUGGUUAAGAGGCUGAAGGUGCUUGGUCUUUAAGUGUGGAAAUCGAGAUCUCCUACACAGUGUUAAACACCAGAGCUCGGAAGUGCAGGGCACCGAGACCUACGAGACACAUGGCCCUGAGGCAUUUGUACAGAUAAGGAUGGAGUGAUGCCUUCUGAGACUUCUUAGCUUUGUGGACAGUUUGAGCUAAGGUCGUUUAUUCUCACUAAAAGGGUGUGAAGGUCUAAAGUCUUUCCUUAUGUUAAAUUGUUGCCAGAUCUGAGGGGGCGCACUGAGUAUUGGGGCAGAGGAGUAAACAUUACCUCACGGUUAGGCCUUUAUUUUAUUUUCCAUUGAACACAUUGGAAUGUAAGACAACUGUAAACUGUGGAGCUCUGUUUUGUCCAAAGUUCACAAAGAAGAACACCUGCCAUUGCCUUUUAUAAGUCCGUCCCUCCACACCUAAUACCAGCUGCAUCUGGAAGGGCAUUUUGGUGAAUUCCACUGUGUAAACUAAAAUAUUGGGAACAACGCACUUCAUCAAGGCAGCAGCAAUAGGAGAGCAGAGAAGACCAAAGAGGAAGUCCUGGGUGCUGAUGCAGCCAGUAUUACGCAGAAGGGCUGACAAGGUGCUGCAAGUAACAAACAGUACCGCAAGUACCACACAGAACCCUAAGGGAGGGACUUUGUGUGCAAGUUCAGGAAGACCCUGGAGAGACAAUGGAUAUUAAAAUACAAAUAGCCAGGAGCUCGAGUCCCGCCCUUGACACCAAUCUGUUGUGCGGCAAGAGACAAUCCAUUUAGCUUCUUCAUGCCUAUCCCUCAUGUCUAAACUGGGACUUACAUUAUUUGUAAAAUAAUUGACACUCUCAGGGCAAAAUUACAAUAUUAUAUUGCUAUACAGUUAAGAUCAGUGUUGUAAAAUUAAACUGAUCUGGUUCUAAUUGCCUCAAAGGCCAAACCCAGGCAUUUGAAAUGGAAAGAAGCAGAGAGGAGGUACAGUUAGCUGAUUGGUAUGGAAACAGUUGGGCGAAGAGCCAGAAAUUUUUCUUUGUAGCAGUAUGGCUGGUUUUACUCUGAGAAGCUCUGCUCGGUUGUAUAACAUGUAGUCUGGUGGGAUGGCUGUCAUUGCACACCAGAAGGCUUUCACGGGUCUGAGCCGCGGUGUUACAGAUUGCUAUCCCUGGAGCCAGGUGUGAAGGUGCAGUGUAUGGCUGAUAUGUUUUGUGUCUGUAACCUUGGAUGCUAACCCUGAAGUGCAGUUUUUUGGAAAUUUUUUUUUGUAAAUCUUUGAGAGCUCGUGAAGAUUGAUGUCUUUCCUUAGACAUACCACGGCAAAAAUAAGAGAGGCACUUGACAAUGUUACAGAAAUGAGAAAAUGAGAAGUUGUGACAAAUCGAAAUGUCAGUGUGGUCAUGUCCACAUUCCUGUAUGUGUCUGCAGCUUCCUGGCGAGGCCCUGACAUCCCAGUGACUCUUCCUUGUCAUGUUUGCUACAAGUUUGCAAUUUCAGAUAAGUUAUGCUCGUCUUCCCUCGGCUCCCAGGUGUUUCCCCUCAGGCCCUGGGGUCACUCGGGAAUUUGCAGGUUUCACUCCCCUGUAGAAAUGAGAUUUAAAAUUUAAGAUCAUUGAAGCCUCAGCAUCCAGAAGUUCCUAGAAGCUGUUCCCAAGCUCACAGAGGGAGCCCCAACAUUUCCCUGUGACCCUGCGAUCCCAUGUGGAAUCGGCCAGUGUGAAGUCCGCCCUUGGGGGCGCACACAGCCCUUCUCACGUCACUGCAGUCACGUGUGGCGGCCCGCCCCGGGGCAGGUUGGACACGAGCCACAGUGUCGGGACAGACAAGGAAGAUAAAUUAGGGGCUUCUUUCCUCUCCCCAGAGACUCUGGGUUCUCUUUGUUCCUUCAUUUUUAUUAUAGGGCUUAACAUUUCCCUCAAAGAACUCUCUUUCUAAUCCUUAGUCUAUGUUUCAUGGAAAGCCAGUUUUUAUUCUACCACGUUUUCCAGCAUCAACUUUAAGAAAAAUGUAACAUCCAUAGAAAAAAAAGUGGGGUGUAUGCAUGUGGUUUAAUUCCAGAUUGCUUUUGAGUUUAAGUGGUAUCAAAUUUCAGUAUAUUUCUGUCUUAUGUUAAGGAAAUAUAUUACUAAAAUGUCAGUGAG